AUGGGCAUCAAAGGCAUAUACAAAGAGCUUGGUCCUUGUAAACGAGUCUCCUUGUCCAAGCUCGCAGCUGACAGCUUGGAGAUCAACAACCGACCCUAUCGGAUUGCUAUUGACAUUGCUAUAUGGCAAUUCCAAGCGCAGGCGGCACGAGGUGGCACCAAUCCCGCCAUAAGAACACUCUUUUACCGACUUGUUCGACUACUUGCAACUCCAAUUCAACCAAUCUUUGUAUUCGAUGGCCCAAAUAAGCCAGCACUUAAGCGAAACAAACGAUCAGGCCGAGGCGAUGGUGUUGCAACAGCCUUGGCCAAGCGCCUAAUUCGUCUAUUUGGAUUCCAUGUUCAUGACGCGCCUGGUGAAGGAGAAGCUGAAUGCGCCUUCCUCCAGCAGCAAGGGGUAGUUGACGCCGUUCUAAGUGAAGACGUCGAUACAAUAAUGUUUGGGUGUACAAGAACGCUCCGUGAUUGGUCUGGUGAAGGAAGGACCGCCAAAACACCAACACAUGUGUCAAUGUACGACGUCCGCGACAUGGCAUUAGGAGACCUGGGCCUCGACCGAGAAGGGAUGGUUCUUGUUGCAUUGAUGAGUGGUGGCGACUACCUCCCCGACGGCAUCCCCGGCUGUGGUGUCAAAGUAGCUUGUGAAGCAGCCAAAGCUGGCUUUGGCAAAUCACUCUGCCAACUCAAGGCUUCUGACGAGAUCGCCAUAAAGGCAUGGCGAAAUUCGCUAAUACACGAGUUAAAAACCAACGAGAAAGGCUAUUUCAGAACAAAACACAAGUCAUUGACCAUACCCCAAGACUUUCCCAACAUCGAAGUCCUGCGAUAUUACACUCACCCCAUCGUCUCGCCGGAAACUGAUAUCGAAUCUAUUCGGCAGAGGGUGCAGGCAAAGCAGGAGUUCCAUCUCACAGCACUGCGCGAAUUUACACGAGAAACCUUUGACUGGGACUACCGGAUAGGAGCAAUCAAGUUUAUCCGCGUUUUAGGGCAAGCAAUGCUGGUCCAGAACAUGGCUAGCUCAUCAGAAACCCAACACGUUAAGCGCAUAUCUGGGCGACGAACCCACUUUAGCACAGAUGGGACCCCCGAGCUGCGCUUGGCCUAUGUACCCGAAGAGGUCGUUCCUAUUGACCUAUCCCAAGAAGUGGAGGAAAACAUUAGUUUCGCCCGCACAGGGCUAGCAUUGAAUAGUGACGAGGAAUUAGAUGCUAUUGAUGUCGUUGAAGAAGGAUCUACGGCAGGUGCACCAAAAAUUUUCGAUGUCGGGAAGCCUGAUCUGGCCUGGGUGCUGGAGGGGCUCGUGAAGAAGGCUGCUCCUGACGUUUUCCGGGAGUGGCAGACGAAGGAGCAAGCAAAGGCUAUUCGACGAUCUCCGAAGAAAAAGCCCGGUGUGGCCAAGGCGAGCAAGUCUUCUGACAUGCCUCGAGGGUCCCUUGAUAAAUAUGUCAAGGCUACAAAGUCGGCCGCCUUGGUCGAUCGUCAGGAGUCACGCAAAGGUGCUAAUCAAAGCGCAUCUCUUCUGAAGAGUCCUAGUCGUCCCGGAGUCUCGCCGAGCCCAAGUAAGCAAUCCUCGUCCUCGCCCACGAGGAGUCCGAAAAAGACUGCGGUUAUUCAUGCCAUCGACAGCUCACCAUUUACGCCCAGAUCGUGUAGACCCCAGAAGCAACCAGACCCGAUAUAUAUUUCAUCUAGCCCACCAGCCCCUGCGUCCAGUCCUCGCCGCCCGUCAGCUUCAGGUUCAUCGUCCAACAAGGCGCCUGUAUCCGCAGAGGCCAACCGGGUGCCCGAUUCAGUACGUUCGAUUAUUCAGGCAAGCCGUGGCUCUUUGGGUGUGAAGCCUUCCUCACAACGGCAACGAGAACGGCCAAGUCGAGAAACCAAAAUGGGUGAUGCGUUACUGAAGCAAUCCUCUAUGGAAAUGUUCCUAAGCAAGCCUAAGACGAAUGCUGCAGAGCCGCGAGAGGUGCAGAAAGAGAAGGAAGUGGAAACAGAGGACAGCGACUCUGAUUUGGCGUCAGUGUCAUCCUUAAUACAGCCUAGCCUGCCUACCGAGAGAAACUCGAUGGAGAAGAAGGCAUCACGAACAGGGGUGAAAUCAUCUCAGAUCAACUCAUCAUCAAAGAAGAAGAUCUUCAGGGCUAGGAAGUCUGAAUCGGGCUUCUUUGAGGAAGUCGAAUUGGAAGCCGAAGAGCGUGAAUUGGUGGCCAAUUCAAAGACUGGCAAGAAAGCGGCGGAGCUCAGAUGGAGCGAUGUGUCUGUUAUUGAUUUGACGGCGGCCGACAAUCAGUGUUGA
Pochonia chlamydosporia 170 is the source of this 2295-nucleotide messenger RNA. Its product is annotated as flap structure-specific endonuclease. NCBI's taxonomy places the organism in Eukaryota, Fungi, Ascomycota, Sordariomycetes, Hypocreales, Clavicipitaceae. The coding region runs from base 1 to 2295 and encodes 764 amino acids. Gene Ontology annotation, molecular function: crossover junction DNA endonuclease activity; single-stranded DNA binding; 5'-flap endonuclease activity. The record is from RefSeq and is a predicted model, not a curated record. The transcript has 3 exons. Gene Ontology annotation, cellular component: nucleus. Gene Ontology annotation, biological process: nucleotide-excision repair.